GAUGAGAGGACGUCGACAAGAAACAUUGAUUUGGUGUGUCGGAAAAUGUUGUACAUCAGAAAGUAACCUCUAAAAAAUUCACGCACCACAUCAACUUCAACCUCACCUGCUCACGAAAAUUGGAUCAGCACUUCGAAGCGAAUCGCCCGAAAUCUGGCAGAGCUGCGGCCUCAUUGCGAUCCAAAAGGCAAGUUCACGGAAACCUUCUGUCCACGUACGGUCAGGAGUAAUAUACUCGUUCACAAAAACCAAAACCAUCGACGUAAUGCUGGAUCAAGAUGAUGACCAAUGCCAAGCUGCUUGA
This is a messenger RNA of Amoebophrya sp. A120, 304 nucleotides long. NCBI's taxonomy places the organism in Eukaryota, Dinophyceae, Syndiniales, Amoebophryaceae. The record is from the annotation of a GenBank genome assembly.